AUAAUUCGAAUUUUGGGGAAAACGAUCAACACAAGAAAGCCCAGCUUUCAACUUGGGAGAAUUGGGAGCUCGAUAAUUCACCUUCAUCGUCAUUUGAUUUGAAUUUUGAUAAAUCAAUCAUCAAAUUCCCACUUCAUCUGAAUCGCAUCCCCGAUUCCUCGUGAGGGAAAGAGAUGUCGUGUCUGGCAUCGUGCUGCGCGUCUAUGACGUGCGGGCUGUGCACAUCGGUGGCCUCGGGCAUCACUAAGCGCUCCGCCAGAAUUGCUUACUGCGGCUUGUUUGGUGUUUCCUUAGUUAUUUCUUGGAUUCUCAGAGAAGUCGGUGCACCUCUCCUCAAACAAUUCUCUUGGAUAAAUACUUCGGAUGACCUUUCGGACCAAUGGUUCCAAAUACAGGCGGUUCUUCGUGUCAGCAUGGGGAAUUUCUUGUUUUUUGGAGUAUUAGCUCUCAUUAUGAUUGGGGUGAAGGAUCAAAAUGACAGGCGUGAUUCCUGGCAUCACGGUGGAUGGAUUGCUAAGAUGGUUAUUUGGGCUUUGCUCACCAUCCUCAUGUUCUUCGUUCCAAAUGCUGUCAUAGACGUAUAUGGAGUGAUUUCAAAAUUUGGGGCCGGGUGCUUCUUAUUGGUCCAGGUUUUGAUAUUGCUAGACGCCACACAUUCUUGGAAUGAUUCGUGGGUUGCUAAAGAUGAGCAGAAGUGGUACCUUGCCUUGCUUGCCGUGUCAGUGGCGUGCUAUCUUGGAGCAUUUACUUUUACGGGUGUUUUGUUCAUCUGGUUCAAUCCAUCAGGGAACGACUGUGGCCUCAACGUCUUUUUCCUUGUGACGAACUUCAUUCUCGCUUUUGCGUUUGCUAUCAUCGCGUUACAUCCCAAGGUUAAUGGCAGCCUCUUGCCCGCUUCCGUGAUAUCCGUCUACUGUGCUUACGUGUGCUAUACCGGUCUUGCUAGUGAGCCUCGGGAUUACGCCUGCAACGGUCUUCACAAGUCGGCAGCCGUGUCCAUGAGCACCCUCAUACUGGGGAUGCUCACUACGGUGCUGUCCGUCCUAUAUUCUGCACUCCGUGCCGGAUCAUCGACCACUUUCUUGUCCCCUCCAUCUUCACCUCGAGCAGGUGGUGUUGCAGGUGAGAAGAAGCCUCUCCUCGAGUCGGAAGACGUGGAGUCGGGCAAGGGGAAAGAAGCGCGGCCGGUUAGUUACUCGUACUUUUUCUUCCAUCUUAUAUUUGCUCUGGCUAGCAUGUACUCGGCCAUGCUUCUGUCGGGAUGGACCAGCGACUCCGAGAGCCCCGACCUCAUCGAUGUGGGCUGGUCCUCAGUUUGGGUCCGAAUCUGCACAGAGUGGAUCACCGCCGGCUUGUACGUUUGGUCCCUCGUCGCUCCUGUACUCUUUCCCGAUCGUGAAUUCUAUUAGGCCUUCACCGACGGGCGAGCACGUGACGUGUAUUGAUGAUGUAAUUAUACUACUUCGAAAGUCCGAUGUGCCCUUGUGUUAUAGCUACGUUUGGCUUGGGAUUGAUAUAUAUUAUGUUAGUAUAUAGAAUGUUACAGAUUUCGAAUUUGAUAUAGCAUAAUGUGUAGUUUCUUCCCACGUUUUGAGACAAAA
Molecule: messenger RNA, 1601 nt
Organism: Salvia miltiorrhiza (redroot sage)
Lineage: Eukaryota; Viridiplantae; Streptophyta; Magnoliopsida; Lamiales; Lamiaceae
Exons: 6
Coding region: 174-1409 (411 amino acids)
Cellular component (GO): membrane
Source: RefSeq, a predicted model, not a curated record